Messenger RNA from Lactuca virosa, 610 nucleotides. The record is from the annotation of a GenBank genome assembly. Lineage: Eukaryota; Viridiplantae; Streptophyta; Magnoliopsida; Asterales; Asteraceae.
AUUUCCCAUAGAAUCUAUACCUUCUCCACAAACUCUCUCUCCUAUAAAUACAUCUCCAAACCAACAACUACAUGCACAAACACAUUUGUAUUCUUUCAUCUUACACACAUAUCAUAGAAUUAUGGCUUCUAGGAGGAUUCUGAAAGAGCUCAAGGACCUCCAAAGAGACCCUCCAGCCUCAUGUAGUGCUGGACCGGUGGCUCAAGAUAUGUUCCAUUGGCAAGCGACCAUCAUUGGACCAAAUGAUAGUCCCUACUCUGGUGGUGUGUUCCAAGUAACCAUCCACUUCCCUCCUGAUUACCCUUUUAAGCCACCAAAGGUUGCUUUUAGGACCAAAGUGUUCCAUCCAAACAUUAACAACAAUGGUAACAUCUGUCUUGAUAUUCUCAAGGAUCAAUGGAGUCCUGCACUCACCAUAUCCAAGGUUUUGUUGUCAAUAUGUUCACUGCUGACAGAUCCGAACCCAGAUGACCCGUUGGUCCCGGAAAUCGCACAUAUGUACAAGAUAGACAAGGUCAAGUACGAAGCCAUGGCUCGAAGUUGGACUCAAAAUUUGAUGAGCAUCACAAAAUGGAAAGAAGUUAAAAAUAAUUACAAAAGAGGAAUAUGA